Molecule: messenger RNA, 5034 nt
Organism: Adineta ricciae
Lineage: Eukaryota; Metazoa; Rotifera; Eurotatoria; Adinetida; Adinetidae
Source: the annotation of a GenBank genome assembly
AUGGAUUGCAUUCUUUCGCUUUUAUUCGUUUCGUAUAUUCCUCUUUGCUUAUCUGUUGGUAUUUAUCAACAAUGUGGUGGAGAAGGCUAUAGAGGAUCAACCACGUGCGAUUGGCCUUUGAAAUGCUUCCGUCGAUCUCAUUGGUUCUCUUCAUGUCAAACCAGCUGUCCAGGUGGUGAUUGGCAAUGCGUAACUGAAACAAGUUCUUCAACAGGCUUUGGUCUUGCCAAGGCGUGGGAUCAAUGCGGAGGCGAAGGAUGGAAAGGACCACGAAAUUGUGCGCAAUAUCCUUGUCAAUGGCGUUCCAAAUGGUAUGCUCAAUGUCGACCCGAUUGUCCAGCUAGAUGGAUGUGUCAAACAGGUGCAAGUUCGACAGUGCCCUCCACUACACAAACAACUACGGAAUCCAACCUCGUAACUCAUCAACUUCCAUCACAAAGCUCCUCCGAAGAAACUGGUUCAUCGCUGGAGAUUAUUGAUGGUUUGGAUACAGCCACGCCCGAUCUCAUAUGGGAAACUUCAUCUGAAUACGGCGAUUUAUUAGCUGAAAUCACUGAUGACAUGGCAUCGAACUUUUCUAUUGGCGAAUCUGAAGUCAGUUUUGGUCGUCAUAUUGCUGCUCAAAUGCUGGGUAGUGCUGUUUACGACCACGAUAUUCAUCCUCUCGAACUGAUUGAAAGUCGCGAUCCGUAUGAUAUAGUAGUCGAACACAUAAUCAAUCUCGCUGAAGAACAAGAACCCGGUAUAAUGGCACGAUUUGGUGCUGCUCUUCUUGUCGAGAGCGUCGAGGAACGUAUUGAAGCAUGGGAGAAUAUGCGUGAGCGACUGGAUGCAAUCUCCGAAAGUCCUGAACUCAUUUCAGUUCUGCUACAAGAUCCCUUACUAAUUAAUUAUCUACCAUCAGACAAUCUCUCAGAAGAUCUGCGCAGCAGAAGUGUCAACACACGUACGAGUAACAAUGUGUGUUAUCCAGAAAUUCCCAAUAUCGGUAAAGUGAACGGUUUAUACGGUGAUGGCAAGCCAACUGUCCCUGAUGCAGACGAUAUAUUGAUUGGUGUUUCGCUGGUCGUGACUAGAUGGGAGGCAGUCAAAGAUCUCAUCAUUAAAAGAGCUGCUGUUCUAGAACGCGUUGAAACUGGAAAGGUAAGAGUUGAUCCAGAAUCGCGACUUGGUGCAUAUUACGCCACUCGUGAUAAUAAGUACUGUACAGUUGGCCAUUCGGUACAUACGCUGAUCGGUGCUCUCUACCUAGUACUAGGUGAAGCUGGUGAGGAAAAAAUUGGUCGCGUCUUUAAUCAUCCACUUGUCAAGCAGCUCUACUCCGACUCGAUCACGUCCUCUUCCAAUAAAUGUAUGGGUGACGUUGAAGAACGCUACUGGCAGAAUGUAAAAAAGGAAGACAAGCAUUCAUUUGGUGGACGUGUAGGUUCAUGGUUUACACCUGAUGAUCGUGAAAAAAUACAAAGUCGUGUCGGUUUGCGUUUUUGUGAUGUUGUUCUGGAAGAUCUCUAUCUCAAGCCUGAUAUUCUCACUGAGUUCAACCUUCCGGUUACGAUCAAGAAGGGUUAUCUUCAAAAAUUAUCUCUUCAUAUAUCAUGGAAACAUUUCUAUGCGCAUCCGAUCAGAAUCAAUAUCGAUGGAUUAUAUGUCCUUGCUGAACUCAAGACAGAUGUGAAAUAUAAUGCAGAACAGGAAGAAAAAAAGCAAUACAAGGCGAAAAUGAAAGAAGUACAUAAAGUAGAAGAGUUUCGUAAAGCACAGGAAGAAUUCGAACGAGCAAAACGAUUACCGAAAGAUCAGAAUACAUACCUCGAACGUUUACGAUUACAUCUUAUGCGUCACCUUGAAAUAUCCAUAAGCAAUAUUCACCUUGCUUUUGAAGAUGCGAAAACAAAAGUUGAGCAUCCAUUCACAUUUGGCAUUACGUUGAAUUAUAUUAAAUUUCAUACAACGAAUGAGGAGUGGGAGCAGAUCUCAUCAUCUUCCGAUGAUUCAGCGAUUGUUUACAAAUUCGGCGAAUUGAAUGCUCUGUCGAUCUACUGGAAUUCAAAUAUCAAAUCAAAAUUAUCGGAAGAAAAUCUUAUUGAUGAGUUGCAUGCAAAGAUUAUGAGAAAUGAUGGAGAAGUCAUUGAAAACAUGUCUUAUGUUUUACAGCCGCUAAAUAUUGAAACGAAGUUACAAAUUGCAUCGAUACCAAGUGAACAAGCGUAUGUGCAGCCUGUUCUCGAUGUUCAAAUUGAUUUCGGAAAGUCUUAUUUCAACAUCAACCGUAAUCAGUAUAUCGAUCUUCUCGACCUUUUCGAACAUUGGGACUAUAUCACAUUACAAUCGAAAUACAUAAAAUACUAUGAAACGGUCGAGUCAAACAAUCCAAAGAUAAAACGUUGGAAGUUUGCCUAUGCCGCAAUUCUCAACGAAGUUGUUCGGCCGCGUUUAUCAUACCAUCAGUGGGAAAAUAUGCGAGAAAAUCUCAAUCGCUGUCGCGAAUACAACGCUCUUUAUCUAAAAAAGAAGACCUAUCAAGCAACAAAACAGGAAAAAGAACGCAUGCAUGAGUUGGAAAAACUGCUUGAUGCUCUGAAUUUAGUUUUUAUUCGGCGAAAUAUUGAUCUUGAGAUCAAAAAGAAAAAAGUUGAGCAAAAACAUAAGUCGACAUGGGAAUGGCUGUCUACGUGGUGGAAUAAUGCAUCAAACAACGGCAAUUUCGGUUUAGAUCAAGAAGAUGUGAUUACCGUUGACGAGGAGGUAAACUUGUACAGUUCUAUUCACGACAAAGAUACUUCGCAAUCGCCAACUUGCUCAGAAGAGGUCUCAAUUCGGCUGGAUCUACUCCAGAUCAACAUUUGGUCGAUUUUGAAUGAAAAUGAUUCGCAAUUUGCUCGCAUUACGCAGAUUGAUGUAUUGAAUACGAAUGUACAAUACCAGAGACGUCCAGCAACUUCCGCUUUUCUGACUAUCGUCGAUAUUGAUCUACUGGAAGUUUAUGGUGUUCAAACGGACGAUCCUACUCCGAAAUUACUUCAAUUGCCGAACAAGUCGCAAAAAGUAGUCCACAUUGAAUUUGAAACAGAUAUAGCUAAAACAAAUAUUGAUUAUCGAGUUCAUGCUAAGUCACCAACGAUUGGCAUCGUUUAUGAUGCAAUGACUAUGAAUAGUCUCGUGGAUUGUUUUUAUCCAGGUGUUUAUCGUGACUUAAAAGGAGUUAAGAAGAAAAUCUAUUCAAUGUACAUGGAUAUUCGACAUCGAAUGCGAUUCCUAUUUGAUUAUAAUAUUCGAAAUAUAAAAAAUUUGGAUAUUGAUAUUGAUCUUCAAUCGAUUUAUUUCAUUUUACCUGAAAAUGGUGUUUAUCGAUCGGCUGAUUGUUCAUUGGCUUGUUUCGACUUCGGACAUUUAAAGAUGCAAGGUGGCCGUGAGGAAACGACAGAUCAUAUCGACGAGGAAACAUUCGAAGAUGCUCAAAGCCAUCUGGAUAUUCUUGAUUCCUCUUACGUUCCCAUAAAAGUUCAAUUGGAAGAUAUUCGAUUCUUUUAUUCUCAAUCCAGUACGGUAAAACUUUUAGUCGUUCAGUAUUUUAUGAACUAUCGGCAUCUAGAUGAAGAUUGGGGAAAUCUUCAAUGUGAUCGAAAUUCUCCAAUAUAUCUGAUUCAACCGUAUACCAUCAACGUGGAUAUUAACAAAUGUAUCUACGUCAAUGAUCCUGUUCUACCACUUUGGAAAAUCAACGUCAAUGUUUCGUCUAUAAAUUCUCGUUUGUCGGAUGAACGUAUUUUCGGCAUAAUGAAACUGAUUCGUUCGAUUCCAUUGCCGCAAUUGGAAAACACGCCGAGAGAGAAAUAUACUAUCGAAGAAUUAUUCGUCAUCGAAGACACGCAGCCGGAAAAAAAUACGAAGAAACUCUUUCAAACGGUUGAAAACAUGGCAAGAUUGAAAAAGAAACUACAAAACGACGAUUUGGAUGCACAACCAACGGAAGUCGAUGGUACUUUAAAUAUCCCCUAUAUUGAUAUUCUCUUUCAAGAAUCGACUUCUGAUCAAAUUCAACCAUUCGUUCGCUUUUCAUUCAUAUCGCUCACUGCUCAAACAACAGUCAAAACAUUCCAUAUCGAUUUACAAGCCUCUCUAGCAGACUUUCUCGUCACUCACGAACAGUUUCUCACUUCGACCAACGAACCACUUCGUUUACUCUCCACUGCAGAUAAAAAUCAUCUACUCAACAUGAAAUGUUUGCUUACUUCGCCGGAAAAUCCAUCAUUCUAUUCCGCUCCUUACAACCGAAUUGAAAAUAAAGUUCACGUACAACUCAGCAAGCCUCUUGCUACGUUACAAAUCGAAGCACUGGCAUCAAUUGUCCGCUUUCAAAAUCAUCUGCUGUAUAAAAUAUCGAAAUUACCAUUGCAAAAGAACAUGCCGUCAAACGAUGAAGCAACGACCGACAACGGGAAAUAUUACAAAAAGCGGCCUACGUCAAAAUUCGAGAUUCGCCUCGAUCAAUUUCGCAUCAUCAUCGGCACCGAGUUCUCGCAACUACUCGAUAUUCACUUUUGUGGAUUCUCCCUCGACAUAACUCAAACGAUUAAAAAGUUCGCAAUGAAGCUCGUUCUUACCGAUCUUCACAUACACGAUCUACAUGCUCAAACUCAAUAUCGCAACACCAUGGUCCAAGAAAGUCCGGACAUACAAGUUUUGUAUCUCGAUUUCAUUGCGUACAAUCAUCCGAAAAUUUUCAAGAGAAAACUGCAUGAUGUUGAUUACAAUAUCAAAUUAUAUUUGAACAAAAUGCGUCUCGUCUUGUUGUAUAAAUAUAUUGACAUAAUUCUGAAUGCGUGGGGCGCAUUUCAACCGAAACGAGCCAAUGUUUCUCCCACCGUACCGAACACAUUCGAAGAUAUGAUUGACAAAUGUCAAAGGCAAAAUUUGAGAAUCUGCUUCGAUGUUAUUCUCAAUGCGCCGACAAUUUUCCUUCCAGUGGAUACUCACUCCAGAGAAGGAAUUUUCAUUGAUCUUGGUGAAUUGACGUUACAAACGAAGUCUUAG